Molecule: messenger RNA, 1471 nt
Organism: Cuculus canorus (common cuckoo)
Lineage: Eukaryota; Metazoa; Chordata; Aves; Cuculiformes; Cuculidae
Gene: ATF4
Product: activating transcription factor 4
Exons: 3
Coding region: 342-1403 (353 amino acids)
Biological process (GO): regulation of transcription by RNA polymerase II
Cellular component (GO): nucleus; ATF4-CREB1 transcription factor complex; ATF1-ATF4 transcription factor complex
Molecular function (GO): DNA-binding transcription activator activity, RNA polymerase II-specific; RNA polymerase II transcription regulatory region sequence-specific DNA binding
Source: RefSeq, a predicted model, not a curated record
GGUGUCGUCUCAUUGUGCGCCCGAAGCGGAAACGAAGAGCAUAGCGAUAGCAUCUGACCGGCCCCACACGCAGACCGUUCCCGCGCGGCGCGCCCCGCAGCAGUCUCCCUUCUCUCCCUCCCUCCCCUGGCCGCCAUGGCUCUUUAAGGGCGGCAGGGCCAGCGGCGGCAUCGGCCAGUGCAGCAGGGGCAGCAGCAGCGGCGGCGGCCUCGGCACAUCCCCGGCAUCUGCAGCCAUGGCGUUUUUCAAGGCACCGGACAGCAGCAUUGCUGUAGUCAACGAAAAGACCACCUUCUACUUGUCUACAUCCUUCGACAUCAAAGCACUAAAAACUGACCAAGAUGAGCCUCUUGAACAACGAGAUGCUGUUGGGGGAUUUGUUAUCCCCCUUCAGCCAGCCGUGUUCGGUGGCUGAGGAAAGUCUGGGACUCCUAGAUGACUACCUGGAGGUGGCCGAGCCCCUCGGUUCGCAUGGGUUCUCCAGCGACAAGGCUAAGGCAGUCUCCUCCAAUUGGCUUGCUGUGGACAGUUUAGGCAACACCAUAGAUAGCAGCCAGGAGGAUGCCUUCUCUGGCAUGGAGUGGAUGGUGGAGAAGAUGGAUCUGAAGGAAUUUGAUUUUGAUGCCCUGUUAGGUAUGGAACAUCUGGAAGCCACCGUCUCACCAGACGAGCUGAUGGCCACGUUGGAAGACACGUGUGAUCUUCUGUUUAACCCUACCAUCCAGGAAUUUCACAACAAAGAACCCCCAUUGAUAACUGACCUAAUCACCCAUCUCCCUGAAUCUCCACCUGGGGCAGAUGCAAUGGCCCCAUUGGCUUCCCUUUGGCCUUUCCCCCUCUGCCCAGGGUCUCUGACUUCCACUCCAGACCAUUCAUUCAGUUUAGAACUAGGCAGUGAAGUGGAUGUUCUGGAAGGAGAAAGAAAGCAGGAAGGCCCCACCUUUGUAGUAGUGAUCAAGUCUGAGAAAGAGGAGGAGAACCAUUCUGAUGACAGUGGAAUAUGCAUGAGUCCAUACUCCUACCUGGGAACACCCCAACAUAGUCCUACCAAUUCAGUUGGAUCCCCCAAUGACAACCAGGUCCCUGCAGAUGCCAGCUGCAGCUCUGUGCGGUCCAAACCGUAUGAUCGUCCUGCAGAGAAGGUAGCUUCAGCAGAGAUAAAAGAAAAGAAAAUAGAUAAAAAAUUAAAAAAGAUGGAGCAGAAUAAGACAGCUGCCACACGGUACAGGCAGAAGAAGAGAGCAGAACAGGAGGCUCUGUCUGGGGAGUGCAGAGAGUUGGAGCAGAAGAAUCAGGCCCUGAAAGAGAAAGCAGAUUCCCUUAGUAAGGAAAUUCAGUACUUAAAAGAUCUGAUUGAAGAGGUCCGCAAGGCCAAGGGCAAAAGAGCUAGAGUCCCUGAGUAGGGUAGUCAGCAGUUCUAUGUGCAUGUAUAUAAGCUUGCUGCUAAAGCUGUGUAUUGCUGCCUAAUAAA